UUGAAGCCGCGUACGCUAGUCCGACCAGAGCCAAUCAUCACUUUCUUCUGCAAACUUACAACCGACCGAUUCGAACAAAUUCCCCAAACCGUUAAACUCUAUCAAAAGUUAAAAAGGAAUUUCUCAAAGCGCAAUCGCUGAAUCACCGCCGUUAAAAAUCCAAUCGACGGCUACCCGUCCUCCUCUAAUCCGGCGACGACUCACGGCUGCGUACACAUUUUUUUUACCGGAAUGAUGAUAUGAAAUCUAAGCAGGAUUCUGCAUUCUUGUCGUUUUAGAUCGCCGGUUAUAAAUGGGAAUUCGCCGUAGCCUGAAUCCCCUCCUCAAUAUCCUGAUUUUGGCGUGUUUAGUGGUGGUGUUGACCGAUCGAUUUCCCUCCGCUCAUGGAAAAUCUAGCGGCAGUGCCACAAAUGAUGCUGAUAUCACCCCCAUCAAUCACGAUCUUUACCAUACUAGUGGAGCUCUACUGGAGGAAGUCAAAUCAUUGGUUCAUCGCCACCCAGAUAAACUCUCGAUUGAGACACUGUCUGGGAAGAAUAAGGGAUAUAAGGCAGAGAUCACUGUUGUUACGUAUGACCGUGAUAGGAAAGACAAUGAUGACAAAGCAAAGCUCAGGAUUCUGCUUACUUUUGGACAGCAUGGUAGGGAGCUUAUUACGACUGAGCUAGCAUUGCGGUUUCUCUCCAUCCUGAGCGAAGAGGAGUUUUUACCCAACAUCAACCGUUCUACUUUUAACAGGAUACUUAGUAGGCUUGUCAUAAAGGCUGUUCCAAUGGAAAAUUUGAAUGGCCGCAAACUUGUUGAAGAUGGAGAGCUUUGUGAAAGAAGAAAUGGAAGAGGAGUUGAUCUUAACCGUAAUUGGGGUGUAGAUUGGGGUAAAAAGGAGAAGGACUAUGAUCCAUAUGAAGAGAAUCCUGGGACAGCUCCUUUUAGUGAGCCUGAGACACAACUUAUGCGAAAAUUGUCCGUUUCAUUCGAACCACACAUUUGGGUAAAUGUGCACUCUGGGAUGGAGGCUUUGUUUAUGCCAUAUGAUCACAAAAAUACGACGCCAGAUGGGGUACCUUCACAGAUAAUGAAAUCAAUGCUUGAAGCGUUGAACCACAUUCACCUCAAAGAUAGUUGCUUAAUAGGCUCUGGUGGAGCAUCUGUUGGGUAUCUUGCCCAUGGCACAGCUACUGACUACAUGUAUGAUGUUGCAAGGGUGCCCAUGGCUUUUACUUUUGAGAUAUUUGGAGAUCUCAAAGCCUCCCAAAAAGACUGCUUCAAAAUGUUCAAUCCUAUAGACAUCAUCUCCUUCAACAGAGUUCUCAACGAUUGGUCAGCUGCAUUCUUCCAAAUGUUCACCAUGGGUGUGCAGCAGAUGGAUGGACUACAAUCUAAGGCAGUAGCGUCCAGUUUCGACCAUUGGGUAUCGAUAGACGACUAUCUUAACGGAUAUCUGAUGCACAGGAAAAGCAGAUAUGGGAAGAAGAUGGAGGUUCUUGAGCUAGGACUGCGGGAGAUGAGGACGUAUUUCAGAUUGUUUUUGCUAUCUUCUGUCCUCCUGCUCUUCAUGUUCUGCUCUAGAAUUUCCAAGAGCACUCGCCCGCUCGUUUCUGCCAUCUCACUCUAAUUAAAUUAGUUUCAAAAUCCUUAUUAUUUUCCCCAAUUUUUUGCUGUGGAUGGAGCAGUGAUUUUUUGUCCACAUGUAUAUUAUAAUUGCCUAGUGAUAUGUAAUCUUGCUGUGGAUGGAGCAGUGAUUUUUUGUCCACAUUUAAAGUUCUUGUCACAGUGAAAAGCAUCAGCCGUAUAUAUUGAGUAAAGAUAUAGCAUAUACA
This is a messenger RNA of Salvia splendens (bonfire salvia), 1820 nucleotides long. Its product is annotated as carboxypeptidase T. The coding region runs from base 293 to 1615 and encodes 440 amino acids. NCBI's taxonomy places the organism in Eukaryota, Viridiplantae, Streptophyta, Magnoliopsida, Lamiales, Lamiaceae. Gene Ontology annotation, molecular function: zinc ion binding; metallocarboxypeptidase activity. Gene Ontology annotation, biological process: proteolysis. The transcript has 11 exons. The record is from RefSeq and is a predicted model, not a curated record.